AUGUACGGAAGUAAUCCCUUCGCUGGUGGCUUUGGAGAAUUAGCCUCGGAUUUUGCCAUCAACAGUCUCGUACCUGGUGGAUUGAACAGUCCAAUGGGAAUGAUUGUUGACAAUAUGUUCGGUGGAAAUCCAAAUGGUGGAUUUGGAAUGGGUGGAAACUUUGGAAUGGGGGGUGGAAUGGGUGGUGGAUUUGGAGGUCAUCAUCCCUAUGGCGGAGGUUUUGGUGGAGGUUACAAUGGUGGUUAUGGAGGUGGUUAUGGGUAUUAUUAA
Molecule: messenger RNA, 270 nt
Organism: Adineta ricciae
Lineage: Eukaryota; Metazoa; Rotifera; Eurotatoria; Adinetida; Adinetidae
Source: the annotation of a GenBank genome assembly